AUGUUCUCCGUGUCCCGCAUCCAGCGCCGGGCCUUUUCGGCCACUGCCCGAGACCUGUCCAAGGUCACCGUCCUCGGUGCUGCCGGUGGCAUUGGCCAGCCGCUGUCUCUGCUGCUGAAGCUCAACCCGCGCGUGACGGAGCUUGCUCUGUACGACAUCCGCGGUGCUCCCGGUGUCGCUGCGGACAUUGCACACGUCAACACCAAGUCGACGGCCAAGGGCUUUGCGCCGACCGACGAGGCCGGCCUGGCUUCGGCCCUCAAGGACGCCGAGGUGGUGCUCAUCCCGGCCGGCGUGCCUCGGAAGCCGGGCAUGUCGCGGGACGACCUGUUCAACACCAACGCCAGCAUCGUGCGCGACCUGGCCAAGGCUGUGGCCGAGUCGGCCCCCAAGGCCAAGGUGCUCGUCAUCUCGAACCCAGUCAACAGCACGGUGCCCAUCGUGGCUGAGGUGUUCAAGGCCCGCGGCGUCUACGACCCGAAGCGCCUCUUUGGCGUGACCACGCUCGACGUCGUCCGUGCCAGCCGCUUCGUCAGCGAGAUCGCCAGCUCCGACCCCAAGGAUGAGAAGAUCGUCGUCGUCGGCGGCCACAGCGGCCACACCAUCGUGCCGCUCUUCAGCCAGAGCAGCCACCCGGAGCUGUCCGACAACGCCGACCUCGUCCACCGCGUCCAGUUCGGCGGCGAUGAGGUCGUCAAGGCCAAGGAUGGUGCCGGCUCUGCCACCCUGUCCAUGGCCUUUGCCGGCGCCCGCUUCGCCGACUCCGUCCUGCGCGCCGCCCAGGGCGAGAAGGGCGUCGUCGAGCCCACCUUUGUCGACAGCCCGCUCUACAAGGACCAGGGCAUCGAAUUCUUCUCUUCCCAGGUCGAGCUUGGCCCCGACGGUGUCUCCAAGAUCCUGCCUCUCGGCAAGGUCGACGCCAACGAGGAGAAGCUUCUGGCCGUCGCCUUUGAGGACCUCAAGAAGAACAUUGCCAAGGGCGUCACCUUUGCUGCCUCCAGCCCCGGCAACUAA
Grosmannia clavigera kw1407 is the source of this 1014-nucleotide messenger RNA. RefSeq names its product lactate/malate dehydrogenase. Lineage: Eukaryota; Fungi; Ascomycota; Sordariomycetes; Ophiostomatales; Ophiostomataceae. Gene Ontology annotation, cellular component: cytoplasm; mitochondrion. Gene Ontology annotation, biological process: malate metabolic process; tricarboxylic acid cycle. The record is from RefSeq and is a predicted model, not a curated record. The coding region runs from base 1 to 1014 and encodes 337 amino acids. The transcript has 3 exons. Gene Ontology annotation, molecular function: L-malate dehydrogenase (NAD+) activity.